GAUGCUGUUGUUUGUUGUUGGUUGCCACAGUGAUUUGGACUUGAAAGCCCCCAUCUUUUCAUGUCUAUUUGACACUGAUUCUUGAUAUGUCACUUGCCCUUAUUCAUGUCCUCCCCCUCCUCUUUUUGACCCCCCCCCUUCCUACCUUUUUCUAUCUUCCCCUGUUUCUUCUUCUUCUUUAAGCUGUGUGCACUGCAGCUGCCUAAACUCUCACUUCUAGAGAGAGAGAGAGAGAGAGAGGAGAAAUGGGUUCUCUUGGAGGUGAUGUUGCAAAUAAAGCAAUGUGGCUAUACCCAAAGAUCAUGGGUUUUAACCCUACUGAGAGAUGGGGGCACUCUGCUUCCUAUUCUGAUGGAUUCAUCUAUGUCUUUGGGGGAUGUUGUGGAGGUCUACAUUUCAGCGAUGUCAUCGUGCUGAAUCUCGAUACUAUGGCUUGGACAACUCUAGUAACCACGGGCCAAAGCCCUGGCCCGAGAGACAGUCACAGUGCUGUACUUGUGGGGCAUAGGAUGAUAGUAUUUGGAGGCACAAAUGGUUCCAAGAAGGUCAAUGACCUUCACAUAUUGGAUCUCAGGACAAGUGAGUGGACCCGACCGGAUUGUAAAGGGGUCCCGCCUUCCCCUCGCGAAAGCCACACCGCCACACUUAUCGGUGAUGAGAAGUUGGUUAUAUUCGGGGGAAGUGGCGAAGGGGACACGAAUUACUUGAACGAUUUGCAUGUCUUGGACCUCAAGACAAUGAGGUGGAGUUCCCCUGAGAUCAAGGGAAAUUCUCCGGUGCCCCGGGAUAGUCACAGUGCUGUUGCAGUGGGGACAAGGGUCUUCGUGUACGGCGGAGAUUGUGGAGAUCGAUACGAAGGCGACAUCGAUGUGUUUGACUUGGACACGUUGACUUGGUCACGGUUGGUUGUUCAAGGAUCUUCACCUGGUGUUCGAGCAGGUCACACGGCUGUGACUAUUGGAGCUAAGGUAUAUGUCAUUGGAGGCGUCGGGGAAAAGCAAUACUACAACGACGUUUGGGUUCUUGACAUAAGUGCUUGUUCAUGGAAUCGGCUAGAGAUACGUGGCCAUCAACCGCAAGGGCGGUUUUCUCAUACCGCCAUUGUUACUGAGACGGACAUUGUCAUCUACGGAGGGUGUGGGGAGGAUGAGCAUCCUGUCAAUGAGUUGCUCGUCUUGCAGCUUGGAAACGAGCAUCCCAACGGGCGUUACAACAUCUCAUUGUGCAAAAUUUUCGGAAAUCCUUGUAACCAGCAAAAGAGAAGGCUUAUAAGAGAAACAAGGAACAACUCGAGAACUAUGUUGUUGGGGAGUAAUAUAGAAGUUGUUAGAAAGCAAGCUCAGGAACUUGAAUUGGAGUCCAAUAAGUCCUUACAAAUUAAUUCAGAUGCUGCACAAUCAAAGAGGAAAAGAUCAAGCAAUGCAAAGGUGUGCGAAAUAGAAUCAGAACCUGAAGAACACUCUCUUUCUCUGUCCCAGCACUCGUCUCCAUCUCCUUCGCAAUCUGAUCAAGAACAGACCCCUGUGAAAAAAGGCGCUCAUUCUAUCACAACUUCUCAAGUAUUUCCCUUGUUUAAGCAGAAAAACCAGAUCUCAACCAACGGACAUUCUAAUGAUGUCAAAAGUACCAAAUUGAGCCCCAGGGAUUUUCUUCGAAAGGAUCCACGAGAUUUUCACAUUUUAAGAGGAAACCCGAACCUGCCAAACUCUGACCAGCAUCUUCAUGCUGCUCAUACGGGUAGGAAUGAAGCACACCAUCCAGCUAAUGAACAAAGAUUCUUGGAGGCAGGACCAUUCCAGAAUCUGGUUGGAGCUGACAUCCGAGGCAAGAUCGAUGGAGCUUUCGACUCUGGUUACCUGAUGACAGCAAUAGUCAACGGGAAGAUUUUUCGAGGAGUCUUAUUUGCACCGGGACCUGAGAUAGUGUCAAGAGGUACAACUCUGUGUCAAAACCCUUCUCCCCAACCUAAUCAAAGGGCUAACAUCACCCAACCAGCCCCACACAUGAACCACAUUAGUCCCCCAUUUUUAAGGCAUCCGCAGCAGCAAAUUCACAUGGCUCGACCAUCUCCGGUCAUCAGAGAGACAAAGCUCAGAAGCGAUCUUCAAGGCGUGGUUCUGACACUAGGAGGUCCUGGAGGUGGCGAUGGUGGAUCGUAAGUAGAUAAUAUCGGAGCAAGCGUUUGACCUCUUUUGUGGUUUAGCAUUCUGCUACUUCUUAGGAUGGUGAGUGGAUCUUGUUUUUCUUCCAUGGGAAUGGUUCUGUUUAGUCUUUGAGAAUUAGGUAAUUAAGUUAAGCAGUUAAAUCUAGUUUUUAUCAUUUCUUGACCAAGAUGCUGUUAGCUUUCAUAUGUAGUAGUAAGAGUUUUGAAAGUUUGUUGAAGAGAGACAUAUUGAAACAUGUAGAUAUUCCUCAAACCUAAUCUGUUUAUUUAAAUAGCUAGCUCUACUAUCAAAUUUUCAA
This is a messenger RNA of Rhododendron vialii, 2463 nucleotides long. RefSeq lists its product as uncharacterized. The record is from RefSeq and is a predicted model, not a curated record. Lineage: Eukaryota; Viridiplantae; Streptophyta; Magnoliopsida; Ericales; Ericaceae. The transcript has 9 exons. Gene Ontology annotation, molecular function: protein binding. Bases 246 to 2159 code for a protein of 637 amino acids.